This is a messenger RNA of Erinaceus europaeus (western European hedgehog), 3424 nucleotides long. It is a transcript of the gene PTPN22, whose product is annotated as protein tyrosine phosphatase non-receptor type 22. The transcript is spliced from 21 exons. Gene Ontology annotation, cellular component: cytoplasm; nucleus. Gene Ontology annotation, biological process: peptidyl-tyrosine dephosphorylation; positive regulation of granzyme B production; negative regulation of p38MAPK cascade. Gene Ontology annotation, molecular function: non-membrane spanning protein tyrosine phosphatase activity. Bases 60 to 2474 code for a protein of 804 amino acids. NCBI's taxonomy places the organism in Eukaryota, Metazoa, Chordata, Mammalia, Eulipotyphla, Erinaceidae. The record is from RefSeq and is a predicted model, not a curated record.
CACACAUUUGACAUGCGCUCCUCUAACCCACUUAGAAACAGUCUCUCUUGCCCUGUAGCAUGGACCAAAGAAAAAUUCUGCAGAAGUUCCUGGAUGAGGUCCAGAACAAGAAAAUCAACAAAAGGGAGUUUGCCAGUGAAUUUCUGAGACUGAAAAAACAAUCUACCAAGUACAAGGUAGACAAAACCUACUCCACAACUGUGGCUGAGAAGCCCAAGAAUAUCAAGAAAAACAGAUAUAAGGAUAUUUUACCCUAUGAUCAUAGCCGGGUAGGGCUGUCCCUGAUAACCUCUGAUGAGGAUUCUGGCUACAUCAAUGCCAAUUUCAUUAAGGGAGUUUAUGGUCCCACAGCAUAUAUUGCUACCCAGGGACCUUUGCCUACAACUCUCCUGGACUUCUGGAGGAUGAUUUGGGAAUACAGUGUCUUGAUCAUUGUUAUGGCAUGCAUGGAGUUUGAAAUGGGGAAGAAAAAAUGUGAGCGCUACUGGGCUGAGCCAGGAGAGACCCAACUACAAGUUGGCCCUUUCUUCAUAUCCUGUGAGGCUGAAAAAAGAAAAUCUGAUUACAUCAUCAGGACUCUAAAAGUCAAAUUCAACAAUGAAUCACGAAUUAUCUACCAGUUUCAUUACAAGAAUUGGCCAGACCAUGAUGUGCCUUCAUCUAUAGACCCUAUUCUUGAGCUCAUUUGGGACAUGCGUUAUUACCAAGAAGACGACAGUGUUCCUAUAUGCAUUCACUGCAGUGCUGGCUGUGGAAGGACUGGUGUUAUCUGUGCUAUUGAUUACACACAGAUGUUGCUGAAAGAUGGGGUAAUUCCUGAAAACUUUAGUGUUUUUAAUUUGAUCCAGGAAAUGCGAACACAGCGACCUUCAUUUGUUCAAACUCAGGAACAGUAUGAACUGGUCUACAAUGCUGUAUUAGAACUAUUUAAGAGACAAAUGGAAAUUAUCAAUGAUAAACACUCUGGAACUGAGAUUCAAGAAAAGCGUUCAGUUCCUCAGCAAAAUCCCAUGUCAGAAGACUCCUAUUCUCUUAAUUUACCAAAAAGCCUGAAAGAAGAAAAAGUGAUGAACCAACAGAGCAAACAAAAGAUGGGGAUGGAAAAUGCAGACACUUCUUCUGACCUUGGGACUUUUGAAAUAAGUGAAAAGGAAUGUUUAGCUUUGUACCCUGCAAAACAGAGUAGUUCUUUUGACUUUUUGGAACUAAACUGUAGUUGUAACAGAAAUAUUCAUACAAGCUCAAAAUGGGAUAUCAAGUCAUUUCCAGUAGCUGGAGAGCCUCUUCAGAAGCAUCAAAGUUUAGACUUGAGUUCCAUCUUUGAAUCAUGCUCCAAUUCUAAAUCUGAAAAUACAGAUGAGAGAUAUUUUCAGUCAAAGAGGAUAAUAACACGGACAAAGUCAAUACCCUUUGAACUGAUACAGCAAAGAGACACCAAGGAAUUAGACAUCAAGGAAAGUUUUCCUGAUUUGGAACUUCAACCACACAAUUCUUGUCUUGAGCAGGAUCAAAAGUCAAAGCAUGUGUCUUCAGCAGAACUGAAUUAUUCACUGUCAAAUGACUCUAAGUACCAAAUAUGUAAUGCCUCUAGUGCAAAGCAGUAUGUUUCUAGUGCUUUUAGUUCAUAUUCUUACAUGUCUUUAGUAGAAGAUCCUUAUUUUUCAUCUUUGUCUCCAAGUAGUGCUGGCUCUAAAAUGUCCCUUGAUUUACCAGAAAAGCAUGAUGAUGCUGUCUUACCUUGUUCUUUGCCAACAUCCACUAUGACUCUACUUUCAUAUGAUAAUUUGCAUGAUUCUUUAACACUGAAUCCCCCUACUAUUUGCCCCUCAUCACUGAGUCAACAGGCAUCAGUGGUAGAAACUUCUCCAAGAAUAGAUGAUGAAAUUCCCCCUCCACUUCCUGAAAGGACACCUGAAUCUUUUAUUGUGGUAGAGGAAGCUGGAGAAUUCUCAUCAUGUGUUUGUAAGUCCUCAUCACCAGCUGUGAAAAUGAAAAUUGGAACAUCACUGGAAUGGAGUGGAACAACUGAUUCAAGGAAACUUGAUGAUUCUGUGAGACUCAGACCAAGCAAGAGUGUAAAACUCCGGAGUGCUAAAUCAGCUAUCUAUGAAGCUCGUUCUUCACCCUCACCACCUCCACUCCCUGAAAGAACCCUAGAGUCUUUCUUUCUGGCUGAUGAAGAUCAUAUGCAAGCUCAAUCUACAGAGCUUUAUUCUACUAGCUGUCCUAACACUGUAGAAAAUCCAACAUCUUCUAAACAGGCAUUGAAGACUCCUGGAAAAAGCUUCACAAGAAGUAAGAGUUUGAAAAUUUUGCGAAACAUGAGAAAGAGUAUCUGUAAUUCUUCCUCACAGAGCAAGUCUGCAGACUCUGUUCAGUCAAAUAACUCCAUCUCCUUCCUAAAUUUUGGAUUUGCAAAUCGUUUUUCAAAACCUAAAGGACCGAGGAACCCACCACCAACUUGGAAUAUUUAAUACAACUUGGAGUAGAGACUGCAAGACAUCUGCAGAUAAAACAGAAUACUGCUAGCUAAAAUACAUGCAUCUAUGUUCAUAGUAUCAAUGAUAAAGCUGUAGUAAUAUUAAUAGCUUUUAAAAGAAAAUCAAGACUCAAAAAAUUGCCAGAACUUUAUUCUUUACCUCAUUUGCAUUGGGCUAGAAAUAAAGUUUGUCGCUUGAGUUUAUGUAGACUGCUGCAGGAAAGAGUUUUAAAAUAAAUUUAUUUUUCAUUUAUGGAAGUUAAUUUUAUUUUACAUUGUUUCUCUGCACAGAUACAAACUAAAUGAUUUCAAGGAAUUAGGAUACCAAUUCUAUACUGUAGGGUUGGGUGGUGGCCCACCGAGUUAAGCUUGCAUGUUACAAUGUGCAAGGUUUGAGCCCCCAUCCCCAUCUGCAGAGGGAUAGCUUUGAAAGUGGUGAAGCAGUGCUGCAGGUGUCUCUCUUUCUCUCUGUUUUCCCCCUGCCUUCUCGAUUUCUGGCUGUCUCUAUAUCCGACAAAUAAAGAUGAAAAUUUUUCAACUCUAUAUUAACAGUUUUAACUAUAAAAGGUGUUUUUUUUAAAGAUAAAAAAAAUAUUCCCUUUUGUUGCCCUUGUUUUAUUGUUAUUGAUGCCAUUGUUGUUGGAUAGGACAGAGAGAAAUGGAGAGAGAUGGGGAAGACAGAGAGGGGGAGAGAAAGAUAGACACCUGCAGACCUGCUUCACCGCCUGUGAAGCAACCCCCCUGCAGGUGGGGAGCCAGGGGCUCGAACUGGGAUCCUUGGGCUUCACGCCACAGGCGCUUAACCCACUUUGCUACCUCCCAACUCCCAAAAGGUGUUUUUAAAACCAUUAUCUUUGGCUAGGAAGAUGGAGCACCAUUAUCUUUGGCUAAAACCAUUAUCUUUGGCUAGGAAGAUAUAUAGUGGCUGGGUAAAGAACUUACAAA